Bacidia gigantensis is the source of this 882-nucleotide messenger RNA. RefSeq lists its product as uncharacterized. The transcript has a single exon. The coding region runs from base 1 to 882 and encodes 293 amino acids. Lineage: Eukaryota; Fungi; Ascomycota; Lecanoromycetes; Lecanorales; Ramalinaceae. The record is from RefSeq and is a predicted model, not a curated record. Gene Ontology annotation, molecular function: oxidoreductase activity.
AUGGCACCGAAUGCUUCCAUUGCCAUUGUUACCGGCGCAAACAAAGGCAUCGGUCUCUCCGUAGUCAAGCAUCUAGCUCUCCAAUACCCCUCAUCUGCCUUCUCCCGCAAUGGCACCCUCCCCUUCCUGAUCUACCUCACAGCGCGCGACCCAGGCCGAGGUGAAGCUGCGGCGCAAGCUCUUCAAAACGAUGUCGAUUUGAAAAAAGCGAAAGCGCUGGCCGUCGAUGGUGGCUUGAGCACCAUCCAGUUCAGGGGACUCGACAUCAGCAAUGCCGACAGUAUAAAGGACUUGGGCGCAUUUUUGCAAAAUGAGCACCCUGAUGGCAUCGAUAUUGUUGUCAAUAAUGCGGGCAUUGCCAUGAACGGAUUUGAUGCCAACGUCGUGAAGGAGACACUGCAUACCAAUUACCACGGCACCCUCCUCGCCAGCCAGACACUCCUGCCCCUCCUUCGCCCCAAUGGCCGUAUUGUAAACGUUGCUAGCAUAGCCGGCUAUUUGGGCAACAAAUAUGCGCCCUCCUUGAAACAGCAAUUUUAUGCCGCGAAGACCGUUCCGGACGUCACCAAACUCAUGGAUGCAUUCAAUACAUCUGUGGCAAAUGGAACGUACCAAAAGGAUGGCUGGCCGGCCUCUGCCUACAUGGUUGCGAAAGCGGGAGAAAUUGGAUUCACAAGAGUUCUUGCGAAGGAAGAGGCGGAGAAGGGAAAUGGAGUGCUGGUCAAUGCGUGCUGUCCUGGCUGGGUCAGUACAGAUAUGACCAAGGGGAGAGGGCAUAAGAAUGUGGAUCAGGGGGCGCAGACGCCGGUACUGCUUGCAUUGGGGGAGUUGAGAGGAAAGACGGGGCAGUUCUGGCAGGAUGAGAUCGUCAUCGAGUGGUAA